Mesorhabditis belari is the source of this 276-nucleotide messenger RNA. NCBI's taxonomy places the organism in Eukaryota, Metazoa, Nematoda, Chromadorea, Rhabditida, Rhabditidae. The record is from the annotation of a GenBank genome assembly.
AUGAAGGGUCUCUUUUUGUGUCUUCUCAUCGCUGCAUCAUUCUCUUUGUCAAUCGCGUGUGCUCGUUUUCAAAAACACGCGAAUCUCUUCUGUAAAUUUGACAAAGAAGCUAAGCCAUGUCUUCAGAAAAACGUGGCUAGCGAGGAGCGUAUCUGUUGUGGAAAAGCGGGUGGAUGCUCACUUCAAGAAUUCAACAAGGAGAGAGUCUGCUGUUUCACUCAAGAUUGUCUCGAUCGAUGCUACCCGGGAAAAGGACAUAAAAUGGGAAACGUUUAC